AUGGCCCCGAAGGUCCUCCCCUCCGCACCGGACGGCGCGCUUGCGCACUACGAGAUGGGCGAGCGGCUCGGGAAAGGCUCUUUCGGCGUGGUGCACGAGUGCCGCAACCGCCACACGGGUUUCCAAUACGCGUGCAAGAUCAUCGACAAGAAACAACUGCGCGACGACGCCGACGCGGAGGACGUGCGCCGCGAAGUGCGCCUCCUGGCGCGGCUCGCCGGCCACCCGAACGUCGUUGAGCUACAAGACGUGUACGAGGACGACGGCCACGUGUACUUAAUCAUGGAGCUCUGUUCCGGCGGGGAUCUGUUCGACGAGAUUAAGCGGCACGGGCCGUUCGCGGAGGAGGACGCGCGCGCGAUUUUCCGCCAGCUCGCGACGUCCAUGGCGUAUUGCCACGCGCAGGGCAUCAUGCAUCGGGAUAUCAAGCCGGAGAACGUGCUUCUGCUCGCGCCCACUGGGCGCCCGCCGGUCACGCCGCAGCCUGCGCUAGGAAGGGAGCAGGCUGGAGCGGAUAGCAAGGGGAAGGCGGAGGGAACGGCUGUAGGUUCCGCGCAAGGGCAAGAGCAGGGGCAGGGGAAGGGACACGGGCACGGGCAGAGUCCUAGUCAGGCACUGGGGCCCGUGAUUCGACACUUGAACCUCGGUUUCCUCGGUUCGUCGGCUCCCGUGCCGAUGGCGCGAGGCGGAGUGGCGAAACUCGCCGAUUUCGGGCUGGCGAUGGAGUUACCACCAGGGGAGUCCGCGGCGGGGCUUACGGGCAGCAGGUACUACACGGCGCCGGAAAUGGUGCGCGGGAGGCGGUACGGGAAGCGCGCCGAUGUAUGGUCCAUGGGCGUCGUGCUGUGCACGUUGCUCACGGGACGCCUGCCGUUUGCAGGUAAGACGCAUAACGACGACGAGGGCUUGCGGAAGUCAAUCCUCCGCGGGGCGAUCAAUUUCGAAGCGGCCGUCUGGCGGAGCGUCUCGCCGUUAGCUCGCGAUCUCGUCCGGCAGAUGCUGACGGUCGACCCGCGCUGCCGGCUGAAAGCGAAGCACGUGGUUGACCAUCCAUGGCUGCUGUCUGUUGCCUGUCCCCCGCGACUCACGUCGACAUCCCUUGUGCCGAAAGGAAGGGGGAUACCCCUUUCGGAGCUCUGCAACAGCGCGGCGCUUGCGGCUGCGGCGGCGGCGGCGGCGGGAUUGAUGAUUGCGGAGGCUGGGGCGGGGUUAGAACCGGAAGGGGCGAAGGCAGGCGCAAAGGUGGCGGAUGAGGGGACGGAUUUGACGGGAAGCGAGAAGGAAAGCCAUUUCGCAAAGGUGGUUCCCGAAGUGUCUGGUGCUGCUCCUGUCCUUGCGGGGACAAACGCAGCGGCGAAUGCUGUUGCCGCGUGGCAGGAGGAGGAGCAGCAGCAGCACAGGCAGAAGCUACAGCAGCAGCUGAAACAGCUGCGGGCGCGCAAGGAGAAACACCACCAUCAUCAUCAGCAGCAGCAGCAGUCACGGUCCCCAGCUGGCUCACCGAAAAAGGUUGUGCCUAUUCUCCCGCCACCUCCCGUUCUCGUCCCCGCAAGUCCCGGCUCCCCCAGUGGCUCCGAAGGAAGCGCGGGUGAGGACGACGACGACGGCUCGUAUUCGCCGGACUACGGACCAAUCGGAAGCAUCCCUCCGUCGCCUCCGGGCGAGCCGCUCCCCAUGCCCAGCCGCCCCUGCUCCCCCCUUCCCGGGCGCAACUCCCGCUCGCGCAAGCCAGGCACGCCCAGGAGCUUCCGCCGCGCGCUGUUUCCGCCAGGAGGGGGGUCUGGCGCAGCGGCGGGAGUUGGCGGGUCAACGCGGGGCGGAGGGAAGGUGGGUGCGGGGGCUAGCGGAGGGCCUGUGCGGGGCGCGGGGAUGGUUGGUGCUGGCGGUGCUGGUGGUGGUGGCGGUGCUGGCGAUGGUGGUGGAGGGGGAGGGGGCGUUUCAGGUUCUUGGCUUGUGCCAAACACCCCCCCUGCUGCGUCGUCACCCUUGGUUCUCAGGCUGCUGGGUUCGGGUCAGGGUAAAGGUGCAGGAGCAGCAACGGGACGGCAGGGAGUGGGCGCAGGUGCAGUGGCAGGAGCGGGAAGAGAUCGGGGGGGAGCAGCAGCGGGUAGAGAGCGAGUGGAAGGUGCCAGUGAAAUCAAGCUAAGCUCAGCAGCGGCUGCUGCUGCUGUGGAAAAUGCCAUUGCGGUGGUAGAAAGUUCCAUUGCGGUGGGAGGGAUGGAAGGAGGAGACGUGGGAGGGGCAGGGAAGGCAGCAGGGGAGGUGGGAGUGGGGUGCACCAGUGCUGCUUCUGGGUCGGAGACUGGUGGUUUGUCUGGAUGGCUGGCAGGGGAGGAGAUGGCGAUGCUGCGAGCUCUGGAGGAGAGACUGAGCAGGCUCGAGGCAUGCAGGGCCAUGUUCAUGCCUCCUGCUGUUGCUGUUGCUGCUACUGCAGCAGCAGCAGCAGCAGCAGCAGCAAUAGCAGCCAUGGCUCUCGGACCAUCCGAUGCAUCUCCUCCUCCUCCCUCCCACACUUCCCCCACGCACUCCUCUAUCGAUUCCCCCGGUCCUCCGCCCUCCGCCGUUCCCCCUGGCGACAGCACCUCCGCUCCUUCCGCGCUGCCUCACAGCCCGGACGCAGCCAAUGGGAGCGACAAGGAGGAUGAUAUGGUGCUACAGCCGUUGGUAGACUAUGGUAAUAUGGACGACUGGGAUGAGGAUGCUGACGUGGAGGAUGAGCUCCUAAGGCCAGCUGUUGAACGGGUUAGCGAUUCGCCCUCCCGCCCUCCUCAUUCCCCGUUGCCUGCUGCGGAAACGAAAAGGGGAGAAGGGAAGGGGAGGAAAGGGGAAGAUGGGGAGAGGGAGGAAGGUGCGAAGAAGGGCGGAGAGGAGCGGGGCGAGGGAGAGGAGGGUGAGAAGGACGAGGAGAGGAGAAUCAGCGAAGCGGAGGGGAGGAGUGGCGGUGAAUGGAGAGCGGAGAGGGACAGAGGAGACAGAGGGGAGAGAGUGCAUCAAGUGGAUGAGUUUGGAAGAGUCGUGCGGAAGGGAGAGGGGAGAGCAGGAGCAGGGGGAAGGGCAGAAGGAGAAGCAGGAGCAGGAGCAGGAGUCGGAGCAGGAGCAGAGGGAGAGGGAGAGGGAGGAGUAGAAGCAGAAGCAGGAGCCGAGGGCGCGAUGCUGGUGGGGAGGAGAGAGGGAGGCAAGGCGGCUCACCUGAUGGCAGCAGCAGGAGAAGGUCUGUUCGCUCUCCCUCUCAUUCCCCCUUCCCCCGCCCAACCGCCCACUCCUCCUGCCGUCUCUUUUUCUCUCGAAUGGUCUUCUAUUUCUAUCUCUCUCUUUCGCACGCACAUCCUCGCCCUUACCUCUGGCAACCUGCUCUCUCUGCUCUCCCUUCAUGACACCUCCCUCCCAUCCUCCCUCCCCUCGCCAUCUGUCUGCGGGCUCCGCGUUCGGUUCUUUAUUGUCCGCUGCACCUGUCCCCCUUCCCAGUCCAUCUCUGUCCGCCGUAGCAUCUGCGCCCGCUCAGGCAUAUACCCCCUCACCCCCCUCCCCCUUCCCCCCCCCCCUCCCCCUCCCCACCCCCCACUCACAUCUCCGGCCCCUUUCUCCGCUUGUGUCUCCCCUCCGCUCCCUUCCCGCCUCAGCCCUUCCUCCCAUGGCAGUCGGCCCCGGGAGGGGAGGGCGCGGGGAGGAGGAACGCGCGUUUCGCGCUGGGGUGAGGGUUGCGGGGAGCAGCCUAAGGAGCAGGGGAAGGAGCAGCAGAAGGAUCAGGAGCAGAACGAGGAGCAGGGUCGGGACGAGAGUCGGUGGGAGGAGGGCAGGUGGGAUGAGGAAGAGGAUGAGGAGCGGGCGCAGAGGGGAGGGAGAGGCAGGAGGGAGGGGGAAGAGGAUGACAGGAGGGAAAGGCUUGAGAGGGGGAGGAGGGAAGGAUGGGAAAGUAAGGAAGGGCGGCGGGAAUGGAAAGGCAGCCAACGGGAAGACAGAAAUGAGCGGGGAAGGGAGAGGGAGAGGGAGAGGGGGAGGGAGAGGGAGAGGCAUAUGGAGAAGGGGGAGGAGUGGGAGAAGGAGCAAAGAGGAGGGUCAGAGAGGGAUAGGAGGGAUGGUGGGAGAGAGUGGGGAAGUGCAGGAAGAGAGAGGGAAGAAGGUGGAAGAGGACGAGAGGGGAGGAGAUCUGGGGACAGUGACAGGGACGGAGAGUGUUGGAAAGAAGGGCAACUGAACGGGAGGGAAAGGCGGAGAGAAGGGGGGAGAGAAGCAGGGAGAGGGCAGUCCAGUGGUUGGGAUGAAGGUGGGAGGUUGUCAAAAGGUGGUGAAGCAGAAGGAGCAGGUGCCAUUGCGCCUUUGAAGGGACCUACAGGUGAGGAUAGUGCUGCAAUGAUUGCUGCCGCAGGAGCGGUUGCUGCUAGGUUCGCUGCUGCUAAAGCUGCUGCUGCUGGGAUUGUUGCUGCAGCAGGUGAAAACCCAGGGGGGUCGGUCUUGGAGGGAGGGCGUCAAGACAAGCAGGAAGGGAAGGAAGAGAAGGAUGAGGGGGGAGGGCAAGCAGCAGCAAGCGGGGCACGGAAAUGGGCCUCGAAAUGGGAUAAGACUGGCGGAACCGGUGCUGCUAGUGCUGCUGCUCCCACUGUUGCUGCCCCUGGCCCUUCCGUAUCUGCUGCCUCUGCCUCUGCCCCUGCUGCUUCUGCCCCUGGGGCGCAGCAGCAGCAUCUCCCCCAGCAAGCGCUGGGAGGAUGGCCCCAAGGCCAGAUGGGGGGGGGAGCGGGCGGAUCAGGGGGGAGAACGUGGGGAGGAACAGGGGGAGGGGUUGCAUCGGAGGAGUAUGACCCUCUGGCUGAUUGUAUGGACUUGGGGGAUGGGGAAGAGAGUGUAGGGGGGCCGUGGCACCAGCGACAGCAACAGCAACAGCAGCAGCAGCAGCAGCAGCAGCAGCAGCAGCAGCAGCAGCAGCAGCAGCAGCAGCAGCAGCAGCAGCAGCAGGGUGGUCCAGUGCCACCUCUUACCCACCAGUUUCCAGGGCAUUCUCAGCCUUUCGUUGGCUCUUAUGCCAACAGUUCUGCCCACCAACCCCAUUUGCAAGGCCAGCCUCAGUCUGCCAUGGCUCCUCAGUUCUCUCAACAGCUACCUCCUCCCCCUCCUCCGCCUCCCCUGCUGCCACCAGCAGCACAUGCAAACCCCCCUCUUGUUUCAACCAACACAACCACCAGCACCAGUGCCCCUCUCCAUGCUUCUUCCUUCCCGCAGCUGCCCGGUGCCCCCGCCCACCCGUCUCUCUCUGCAUCUGGCCUCUCCCCUGCCUUAGCUACUGCCCUCGCGAAUGCGGCUGCUGUUGUGGCUGCAGUAGCUGUGCCAGCAGGAGCGUCAGGCUCGUCUUUUGCUCCUGCUAUGACAGCAGGGUCAGGGGCAGGCGGAGGGGCAGCCGCAGCAGCAGCAGCUGGAACAGCAGCAGGAGGAGGAGGAACAGAAACUUCUCAGGUUUCGUUGGCUAUGCUGCCGCUGCCGCCGCUGCCGCCGCUGCCACCACUUCCCCCACUGCCAGCAUCACCACCCGCUGAGUCUGAGCCCGAUGAUGUUCCUGGGGCAGAGAAUGGUGGGGCAUCUUCUGACGAGAAGGGCAAGUCAGAGGACGAUGUCUCUAUGGAAGUCGAUGGGCGGGAUGAAGAUGAGAAAGAGACUCAGAAGGAUGUGACUGGGUGGGAGAAGGGCAAGGGCGGUGAGAAGCGGAGAUCUGGGAAGAAGGAAGGGAAGAGCGGGAGCAAGCAUGGGAGCCGCAGCGGUGCGGGAGGAGGGGGGGAGGAGAAAGGGGGCGACGGGAAGAGUAAGAGCGGGUUGAGUAGUAAGCAGGCUCUGCUUAGAGUGGGGGUUGCGGAAGUGGUAAAGGACGCGCUAAAGCCUGUGUGGAAGGAGAGGGGGCUGUCUCGGGAGAUGUUCAAGACGAUUGCGAAAAAGGCUGUGGAGAAGGUGGUGGGGGCGGUGCAGGAGAAGCACCUGCCUAAGAAUGAGAAGCAGGUGCAGGCGUAUCUGAGCGAGCACAGGAAGGAACGGAUCACGUCGCUUGUCCAGGUGCGUGCGUGGGUGGGUGCUGUUGGUGCAGUGGGGAUUCGUUGUGGGUUACUUGGAUGGGGCUGUUUUUGGUGGGGGCUUUUGAUGGGCCCACCUUGGUUGUGA
Molecule: messenger RNA, 6138 nt
Organism: Closterium sp. Naga37s-1
Lineage: Eukaryota; Viridiplantae; Streptophyta; Zygnematophyceae; Desmidiales; Closteriaceae
Source: the annotation of a GenBank genome assembly